Melozone crissalis (California towhee) is the source of this 567-nucleotide messenger RNA. It is a transcript of the gene APELA, whose product is annotated as apelin receptor early endogenous ligand. The transcript is spliced from 3 exons. Gene Ontology annotation, biological process: heart development; apelin receptor signaling pathway. NCBI's taxonomy places the organism in Eukaryota, Metazoa, Chordata, Aves, Passeriformes, Passerellidae. The coding region runs from base 25 to 189 and encodes 54 amino acids. Gene Ontology annotation, molecular function: apelin receptor binding. The record is from RefSeq and is a predicted model, not a curated record.
CACACCUCCGCCGUGACUGCAGACAUGAGGCUCCAGCUGCUGCUUUGGAUCGUGGCGGCGCUCCUGGCGAGCCUCCUCCCAGCCAGCGGACAGCGGCCAGCCAGCCUGGCGCUGCGCAGGAAGCUGCACCGGCACGGCUGCUCGCACCGGCGCUGCAUGCCGCUCCACUCCAGGGUGCCCUUCCCCUGAGCCCCGCCAGCAACUUCAUACUGGACUUUCCAGUGUUUUAAAGGAGCAACAGUUAAAUCAAUAAGAGAAGUUUGCCAAAAGUGCAGAUCAACAACAGCUGACCUGACAGCCACCACAGUGCCAUCUUCAGCAGUGCUGUCUGUCACAUUCCACUGGACCUGGACUAAAGGCCCCUGUCUCACACCCUGAAAAGUGCUGGAGGGGGGGAAGUGUGGUGAUGGGGGACGUACGUGAACUUACCUGGUGGAAUCAUUCCCUGCAAAUGAUUUGGCUUUCACAAUCACUAGAGAAAGUUAAAGAUCAAAUCAAACAUCAGGUAGAUUUUGAUCUGAGCUAGGUUUCCAGUGGCAGUAAGAAGGAAGGAUCUGUCCAAGGCCA